AUGCCUGACCCGACAAUACUCUCUUUUGCCACUUCAAAUCGAGGUGAACUAAUGCUUAUUUAUUCAGGAUAUGGUUAUCGAUUAAAAAAGUCGACAAGAAAAGUUAAAUACUGGGUUUGUCAAUCAAAUAGCUGUGCAGCGAAUGUUCAUACUAAUGCAAAUGAUCAAUUCAUUAAAGUUAAUGGACAACAUCGACAUUUGCCUGCAAGUGAACGAAUGGAACUUCGAGAUCUGAAAAAUAAGGUAAAGGAGAGGGUGGAAAGUGAAACGACUUCUGUGCCCAACAUUUAUGAAGAAAAAUUAGCUCGUUUUAAUCUCUCUUCAGCUGCUCUUAUCCUUGCAUCACUUCCCGCUGAUGCAAAAUCUGUUUUAAAUCGUGUUCGUCGAAAUAUAACUCCAUCAGUACCUACAUCAAGUGAUUUCGAUAUUCCUGAUUUUUACCGACAAACACUCAAUGGUAAAUCAUUUGUUUGUAGUGAUAGAUUUAUCGGAAAUAAACGAAUGAUUUCAUUUGCGACUGAUAAGCAACGUGAAACAUUGUUCUCAUCUGAAUGGAUUUUUCUCGAUGGGACAUUCGAUUCAUGUCCAGCGUAG
Messenger RNA from Rotaria sp. Silwood2, 594 nucleotides. The record is from the annotation of a GenBank genome assembly. Lineage: Eukaryota; Metazoa; Rotifera; Eurotatoria; Philodinida; Philodinidae.